Molecule: messenger RNA, 3384 nt
Organism: Rotaria sp. Silwood1
Lineage: Eukaryota; Metazoa; Rotifera; Eurotatoria; Philodinida; Philodinidae
Source: the annotation of a GenBank genome assembly
AUGGAGUUGAUUAAUAAGUUAAGAGCGAUCAGCGCCGGAUUAAAAUGUUUUUUACCAUCUACAUUCGAUCUAAGACAAUUAGAAGAGCAGAUUAAAAGAAAAAUUCAAGUGCUUGGUGAAGAACUUCUUAAAUCAGCAUCAAAAGGAGAACUAACUUCGGUUGAAUGUGAUAAAUUUCGUGUAAAUUACAACCAUCUUUCAUCGUUUGUAGCUUAUGUAGAUCUAAGAGAAAUCGAUGUUAAAACAUCAUUUUUAGACAAAUCAGAGGAAAAGGUUCUCGAAAACGUAACAUUCCUGGGUAAACAAAUAGAAGGUUCACUUUCGAAUGUUGAAGAAGUCGCGAAAUUGCUAUGUCAAAUGAAAUUUUUAGCUGAAAAUCUAUCGAUGUUCGAUACUGAAAUCAAUGCACAAAUAGAUAAAGAGUUGAAAUUUUUUAAGACGAAACAGGGUAUACAGGGUAUCGAUCGAUUAACCAUGCUUUUAGAGAAAACAGAUAUAGGUUCUCAAUUGAUUCAUGAACAUACCUGCUUCAUUGGAGAAAAUUGGCGAAAAAGACGUGAAAAAAUGCAAAAACAAGAUGAUUUGAACUAUGUUAUAGAAAAUUUGAGAGGAGAUGAUGUUGAAGAAGAGGAUGUAAAAACUAUUUUGAAAGAAAAGUAUCAAACUUUCCGGUCAAAGUAUGAAGAACUAGUAUCUAGAUUUUUAACAUCAUUUAAUUCGAAGAUUGAGACUGAGCCGAAUUUAGAACAAUUGGUUACAGAAACAAAGGCUCUCGUUGGUGAAGUAGCUCAAACUUCCAAGUCUAUUAACUGGGAUGAAUCUCUUCGACAUAAAAUUCCUGAAUUGUUAGCACAUAUUUUUUCUGUUUGGACUUUGAAAAAUACUCAGCAUUAUAAUGAGUUGCGUGGCAUCAACGCAUCACGAGCUUAUCUAUUGAUGCCACAUGUUGCACAAGUCAUUGCCAUCUUCCGUAUUCUCGGUAUAGUGUACAAGAAGAAUUUCGAACUCCUAGGAUUUAGUACACCUAAAAAACUACUCGCCGACGAUUUAAUUAAUAACUUGGUACAAAUAGGAACAGGUGAAGGUAAAUCAGUUGUUAUGGCAGUUACUGCUUGUGUGUUUGCCCUCAUUGGAAUGGAUGUUAGAUGUUCUUGCUAUAGUGAAUAUCUAAGUGUACGAGAUCAAAAUGAUUUUGCUCCAGUUUUUCGUGUACUCGGAAUAGAAAAACGAAUCGAAUAUGGAACUUUUAACAAACUAUGCGAAAAUCUGUUAAAUGAACAAUGUAAUGUACGAGAAAAAGUACGUGAUAUGAUCAUGAAAAAUCAAAAUGCUAUAGAUGUAGGUGUAGCAAUGGCUCGCGUUCGUCCAAAAGUGUUAUUGAUCGAUGAAGUAGAUGUUUUUCUAAGUGAAAAAUUCUAUGGUGGAAUCUAUACACCGUCACUAUAUUUAAAAGACCUCUCAAUAAAGAUGUUAUUAGACACAUUAUGGCAAAAUAGAGAUGUACGCACACCGAAUGCUGUCAGGGCUUUGCCAGCAUACAAAAAUUGUGCUGCACGAUUCAGCAAUUGGAUUUUUCUUUUCGAGGAAGCCAUUAAAGAUAUGUUAGUUGCUUUACGUUCGUUUCAGUCAUCAACAUAUAUUGUGAAAAAUGAUAAAAUCGUCUAUGUCGAAGGCGAAUCCACUGCAGAAAACGUAGUUCGUGGUUAUGAUACUAUUUGGGCAUAUUAUUAUGAGAAUCAAAUAGGUAAUAUUAGUCAAACCAGUCUAGCUGCGAAUGUAGGCAUCAUUAUUAACUGUGGAACAUUCUCUUACGCUGAAAUGCCGCAUGAAUUUAUGUUUAUAACCGGUGUUACAGGUACUUUAGAAACACUUGCUAAAUCAGAAAUAGAUAUAUUGAAAAAUGUGUAUCAUGUACACAAAAACACAAUUAUGCCAUCAGUAUUCGGAAAAAGCAAUAGAAAGUAUAAUUCCGCGAACGAUGUAUACGCAGUUGGGAUGUCAGAAUAUUUCAUGAGAAUUCGUGGAGAGAUUGACGUUAUGUGUAAUGCUGGACGUGCCAUUCUUGUAUUUUUCGAAUCGGAAGAAAAAUUAAUGGCAUUUUACAACUCUUCUAACAUGUCAUCUAUAAAAGAGUCUGUACAGAUUAUCACCGAAAAAGUUUCCUACAAAGAGAGAGAACUAUGUAUUAAACGAGCAGCAACUGAUGGUAAAGUUACAUUAUUGACUAGAAUAUUUGGAAGAGGAACUGAUUUCAUAUGUCGAAACCAACAAGUUUUAGCUAAUGGAGGUAUUCAUGUGCUUCAAACCUUCUUUUCAGAAGAACUAUCUGAAGAAUAUCAAAUAAUGGGAAGAGGAGCUCGACAAGGAGAUUUAGGUUCGUAUAGAAUGAUAUUGUUGGAUAGUGAUUUAGAAUGGGUACUUAGCGCUGAUUGGGACAAGGAGAUUCCCAAAAUAACAGGCUCUAUUCUGUAUGAGUUUUUGGAUAAGGCUCGCAACAAACGUUAUGAAAGCAAUUGUGCUGCAAGAGGAGUUGGUAUUAAACAAUGUAGGCAUGACCACCAAGAGUCUAUAAGAUUCAUGAAUGCUUUGUCUAAGGGAGAAACGAGCAUUGUUAAAAGCUUUUUGACUGAGCAGAAUCGCGGAGCUGACAUACCUUUAGGUGUCUCGCGCACAAUUCUCCUUAUGGAUGCAACAGGCUCCAUGUCAAAUCUGUUGUCUGCUGCCAAAGAUACUGUCUGUACGAUGUUUAAACGUGCCUCUGAUAUUCUAAACGACGAAAAACUUUCUAGUGAUGCAUUUCAAAUGCAAUUCGUCGUCUAUCGAGACUAUGACUGUAAAGCAGAUGGAGUUUUACAAAGUUCUUCUUGGGAAACGAAUCCAACUAAAUUGAGAUCUUUCAUGACAAAUAUUCGUGCUUAUGGCGGUGGAGAUUAUGAAGAAGCAAUUGAAAUAGGACUGUGGCACGCAGUUCAGCAAAGUGCAGAACCAGACGGAAUUGCACAGGUUAUUUUAAUUGGAGAUGCACCAGCUAAAAGUAGUGCGGCAAUAGACAGAGACAGAAAAGCUACCGGGGGUGAAUCAUAUUGGAAUAAAACAAAUUUUAGGAAUCCCACUCAUUAUACAAGCGAGUUGAGAAAAUUAAAAGACAAGAAUAUUCCUGUUCAUGCAUUUUAUCUCCAUGAUGGUGCAAAAGUGAAUUUUGAACAAAUUGCGCAUGAGACGGGAGGAAAUUGUAAAUUUUUAGAAAUUAAUUCUCCUGAAGGUGCAGAUUUACUGACUGAUUUUGUUACUCAAGAAAUACUAAGAAAAGCAGCUGGGAAUCACGGAGAUGCUGCAGUAGAAGUAUAUAAAGCGAAGUACGUAAAAACAACGUUUACAUCCUAA